Molecule: messenger RNA, 675 nt
Organism: Tachyglossus aculeatus (Australian echidna)
Lineage: Eukaryota; Metazoa; Chordata; Mammalia; Monotremata; Tachyglossidae
Product: histone H1.4-like
Exons: 1
Coding region: 1-675 (224 amino acids)
Biological process (GO): nucleosome assembly
Cellular component (GO): nucleosome
Molecular function (GO): DNA binding; structural constituent of chromatin
Source: RefSeq, a predicted model, not a curated record
AUGUCAGAGACAGCUCCCGCCGCACCCGCCGUCCCGGCCCCCGCCGAGAAGACCCCGACCAAGAAGAAGGCGAAGAAGCCUGCGGGCAGAGCGCAGCGCAAGGCUGCGGGGCCCUCGGUGUCCGAGCUGAUCACCCAGGCCUUGUCGGUGUCUAAGGAGCGCAAUGGGGUGUCUUUGGCCGCCCUGAAAAAAGCUCUGGCCGCCGCCGGCUACGACGUGGAGAAGAACAACAGCCGCAUCAAGCUGGGGCUCAAGAGCCUGGUCGCCAAAGGCACCCUGGUGCAGACAAAAGGCACCGGCGCCUCGGGCUCUUUCAAGAUCAACAAGAAAGCGGCCGGUUCCGAUGGCAAGGCCAAACCCAAGGUUAAGAAACCCGUAGCCGCCGCCAAGCCCAAGAAAGCGGCCGGGGCCGCCAAGAAGCCCAAGAAACCUGCGGCCUCCGGGGCCAAAAAGAGCGUGAAAAGGACGCCCAAGAAGGCCAAGAAGCCUGCAGCCGCGGCGGCCGGUGCCAAGAAACCGGCUAAGACCCCGAAGAAAGCCAAAACUGUUAAACCCAAGAAAGCAGCCAAGAGCCCAGCCAAGCCUAAGGCGGCAAAGUCGAAAGCGGCCAAGCCCAAGGCUGCGAAACCCAAAGUGACCAAGCCCAAAAAGGCGGCGUCGGCCAAGAAGAAGUAA